Myotis brandtii (Brandt's bat) is the source of this 2250-nucleotide messenger RNA. Its product is annotated as pleckstrin homology domain-containing family G member 5-like. Lineage: Eukaryota; Metazoa; Chordata; Mammalia; Chiroptera; Vespertilionidae. Gene Ontology annotation, cellular component: endocytic vesicle; plasma membrane; axon. The record is from RefSeq and is a predicted model, not a curated record. Gene Ontology annotation, biological process: endothelial cell migration; Rho protein signal transduction.
AUGUCAACUCGUGAGCUGCAGGUAACAGGUGAGGAAACGGAGGUUCAGAGAAGUCAGGUGGUGGAGGGUAGCAACGACGAGGUGGACAAGCUCCUGAAGGAAUUUCUGCACCUGGACCUGACCGUGCCCAUCCCUGGUGCCUCCCCAGAGGAGACGCGUCAGCUGAUGUUGGAGGGCAGCCUGAGGAUGAAGGAGGGAAAGGACAGCAAGAUGGAUGUGUACUGCUUCCUCUUCACGGACCUACUCUAAGUGAUCAAGGCAGUGAAGAAGGCUGAGGGGACCAGGGUCAUCAGGCCACCACUGCUGGUGGACAAGAUCAUGUGCCGGGAGCUGCGGGACCCUGGCUCCUUCCUCCUCAUCUACCUGAACGAGUUCCACAGCGCCGUGGGGGCCUACACGUUCCAGGCCAGCAGGCAGGCUCUGUGCCAGGGCUGGGUGGACUCCAUUUACAAUGCCCAGAACCAGUUGCAGCAGCUGCGUGCGCAGGAGCACGUGGGCAGCCAGCAGCACCUGCAGAGCCUGGAGGAGGAGGAGGAUGAGCAGGAGGACCAGGAGGAAGACAAGGAGGAAGAGGAGGGUGGGGAGAGUAGCACUUUUGCCGCCAGCUCCCCCACCAUCCUGCGCAAAAGCAGCAACAGCCUGGACUCCCAGCAUUGCGCCUUGGACGGCUCCACAGAGACCCUGGCCAUGGUGGUGCUGGAGCCCGGGGAGAUGCUCUCCUCUCCCGAGUUUGAGGGCGGCCCCUUCAGCUCCCAGUCGGAGGAGAUGUCCCUCAGUACCACCGCCUCAUCUGUCACACAGACCAGCGAGCUGCUGGCCCUGGGCCCCGGGGACAGCCGCUCCUGCUCCAUGGACUCCGCCUACUGCACCCUCUCCCCCACCUCCUUGCAAGACUUUGCGACCCCAGCCCCUGUGGUGGAGCCAGCGCCCCGGCCCCUAGAUUUACCACAGGCCCCUUCACCCCCGCCCUCGCCCUGCCUUCGCCACACCCCUGUCCAGCUACUGCCCCGCCUGCCCCACCUGCUCAAGUCCAAAUCUGAGGCCAGCCUCCUGCAGCUGCUAGCAGGGGCCACCACCAAGGGGGCGCCCUCAGCCCCCAGCCACAGCCUGUCGGAACUCUGCUUGGCUGCCACAGCCACUGGCACUAGGACUCGGGGCUCCCCUCAGGAAGCUGGGCCCCGCUGGAAUUGCGGGGGCACACCAAGCCCUGGCAGUGGCUCCCAGCUAUCAGAGAUGGAGGGCAGGACCACCUGCCUGGUGGGGGAGCCCAAAGGGCCCGCCAGGAGGAGCAGAGAACUGCCCUCAGGGAUCUCCCCCAGGGUUCAGCCUGAGCAGCCCCCUGGGAUCUCUGCCCAGCACAGGAAGCUGACGCUGGCCCAGCUCUACAGCUGCAUCAGGACCACCCUGCUGCUUAACUCCCAGGCCCUGAGCACAGCAUGGAGCCGCGCAUGCCUGGAGGGCAUGGGCAGGGGCGGGCGCACAUGUGCCUGCAUGUUGGAUCUUGGAGAAUUUUCCCUGCAGCAGCUGAGUGUCAUCAAUGAGGAGAUACGUCUUAAACAAGAGCGCUCUCCCAUGAUGGUAUUCAAGAUCCCGAGGGGAAAUGGGCCUUCACUGGAGAUGCAAUUGGAGAAGGACACAGACGAGUUCAAUCAGUAUAAAGAACACAAUGAGGCGUGGAAUUAUGUUGCAUUAUGCAGCAAAGUUGCUGCAGCUUCCUCACAAGCUACUGCAGGUUGCCGAAAGGCCAAGGCAGCUUCCACAAAGGCCAAUGCAGAUUCCACACAGGCCACUGCAGCAAGACCACAGGCCACUGAAACUUCCCCACAGGCCACUGUAGCUCCCCUGCAGGCCAUUGCAGCUUCCCCACAGUCCACUGAAGCUUCCGCACAAGCCAAGGAAGCUUUUCCACAGGCUAGUGCAGCUUCCACUGCCACUUCUCCACAGGCCACUGUGGCUUCCCCACAGGCCACAGAAGCUUCCCCACAAGCCAAGGCAGCUUCCCUACAAGACACUGCAACUUCUCCAGCAGCCACUGCAGCUUCCUCACAGGCCACUACAGCUUAUUCACAAGCCAAGGAGGCUUCCCACAGGUCACUGCAGCUUCCCCACAGGCCACUGUGGCUUCCCAGGCACCAUUGUAACGUCAUCACAGGCUACUGCAGCUUCCUCACAGGCUACUACAGGUUCCAGAAAGUCCAAGGCAGCUUCCACAAAGGCCAAUGUAGAUUCCACACAGGCCACUGCAGCUAG